AUGGAGGAGUUGUUGGAAAAGUCCACAAGGUCUACAAGGAAGGCGACAGGACUAAGGUAUGAUGACCUGUGCAUUCACCUGGACCUAGACCUACCAAAAGGGUUUAAAAUCUCGAAGUUCGAAAUGUUCAACGGGACAGGGAACCCCAAAGUGCACCUCCGUUCAUACUGUGACCAGUUGGUCGGAGUAAAGAAGAAUGAACCCCUGAUCAUGCGGUUGUUUAGUCGUAGCCUGACAAAUAAGGGCAUGGAAUGGUUCGCCAUACAGGGCAUGUGCCAGUGGCUCCGCUGGGAGGAUAUGGCUGAAUCCUUCAUGGAAAGGUUUCGUUUCAAUAAUGAGACCAUACCAGACAGCUACUACCUUGAGAAGGUCAAGCAAAAAUCAAUGGAAAAUUAUAAAGAAUUCUCCAGUAGAUGGAGGGCCGAAGUAGCUCGCGUGCAGCCACCCGUGAACGAGGGAGAGCUCGUUUCCGUGUUUAUCAGGUCACAGGAGCUGGAUUUCUAUGAUAGGAUACUGUUAAUGGCUGGAAGGCCAUUCUCUGAGUUGGUAAAAAUUGGAGAAACCAUAAAAGAUGGCCUCAAAUCUGGGAAGAUCGUCAGCACCUUCAACAAAGCAUCCGGGCAGGCCAUCGCGGGGAUCUUCCACAAGAAGAAAGAGGAUGUGGCAAGCAUAUCCCACAUUUCCAACCAAAACCCAAAAGGACCCUCACCAUCACACCAAGCUUCGCCCCUCUUAAAUUUCUCUACCCUUCCGUACAGCCUAGCACCCCUGUAUUACACACAGCCAACAUUUACCACUGUUGCGCCAACAUACCUGGCUCCACCCAGUGUCCGUGUAUCUGCCCCUGCUUACCAACCACUACCACAACAACAUAUACCAACCACCACUCCAGCAAAACUAUCGCCCACCACAAAAUAA
Molecule: messenger RNA, 918 nt
Organism: Lycium barbarum (goji berry)
Lineage: Eukaryota; Viridiplantae; Streptophyta; Magnoliopsida; Solanales; Solanaceae
Exons: 1
Coding region: 1-918 (305 amino acids)
Source: RefSeq, a predicted model, not a curated record